Molecule: messenger RNA, 1402 nt
Organism: Setaria italica (foxtail millet)
Lineage: Eukaryota; Viridiplantae; Streptophyta; Magnoliopsida; Poales; Poaceae
Exons: 2
Coding region: 156-989 (277 amino acids)
Source: RefSeq, a predicted model, not a curated record
GGGAUGGAUCUAUUUCAUGCACCAUCUGUGCUGCAGUAAGAAUUGGCUGGUUGGGUUUCCUAUCUGUCCGCAAUUCAGUUCUCAGCUGGAUUGCAGGCUGCUUUGGCAAACGACAACGGCCAACGCCGCCUUCUGAAUUCAGUUGGAUAUCUGUAAUGGGAAAGCCAAUCCUUAAUGAGGAUGGAAGCUGCACAAUUGCAUCAUGCACGAUGUGCAUCGAAGCACAACACAGGCUUGCUUUUGAGAGGGUAAAUGGCAGAGGAUCUUUUACUUUCAAAGCAAAGGUCCCUGCAGAACUUAAAAAGGCUUGCUCCAAGCGUGGAAUUUGGAACCGCGAAGAUGGGGCUGAUAUUCGUGAGAUUCUGAAGGCGAUUGCUCAAAAAGGCGGUGUGCUAACUGAACGCGUGCCUAAUAAUAUCAAGCUACCAAUAAGUGGUUAUCAUUGUUUGCAUGAUAUCGGUGGCUUUCAGUUAAUGAGGCUUAUCUGUGCACAUGGUCCCGUAAUUGGAAUACUAUGGGCAGAACUUGAUGAUUAUGACAGAGCCAUUGGUGACAUUGUUUAUAGACGAACACCAAUGGAGUAUAGGUUUCCUAAUUCUGGCGCCUACCAUGCUGUUGUGUGCUUUGGCUACAAGUAUGACCCUCAAAGGGAAGAACUGCACAUACGAGUUAUGGACAAUCAUGCUGAAGAUGGUCCUCUCAGAUGGAUAUCAUUUGCAGCAUUAGAGGAGUUUUACCUGCCUUUGAUACCAGAACCUGUUGAACUUCAUAAGUUACGCAGGAAGAAGAAAAGGGAAGAGCAUAGUGUAUCAGCCUAUGUCACCCAUAGUAUGGUCACUUUGGAGAAGAAGCUCAUGACGUGGAUCAGAUGCCGUGAGCUUGACAGGUUCUACAAGCCUAGGCAGCAAGAUGUUUUUCUGCUGGACAAUAAGUUGCGACAUGGACCAGAGCACCGCCAGUCCCGGACAGCGACUUCUAACAAGAGGUAGAGAGCCUGACCAAGUCAAGACAAGGGAGGUAGCUGCAGUGGUGAGAAAUCAGGUGAGAAGUGAGAACCCAAAUCAACACACUGCUCGGGGAAACUGAGUCCGACUGCUGCCUGUGAGUAUGAUGAGCAUUACUAAGUGAAAGAGGUAGAUGGAGAAUUAGGCAUACACUGACGAGAUAGAUAGGCGUAUACUUGUGUAUACUUCUUCUGAUGGCACAAACUGCUGGUGCCAAUAGGAUGAUCUGUAGCUGCGCUGCUCCAUUGUAAAGUCCCGACUUGGUACAUUGAUUCUUUUGUGAAUUGUGAUCACAUUCUCUUAACUACUGCUUCCUGAGAUAAUUGAUUCUUUUGUAAAUUGUGAUCACAUUCUGUUAAGUACUAGCUUCUUGAGAUAACUUUAUUGUCUAACAGCUU